This is a messenger RNA of Macrosiphum euphorbiae (potato aphid), 318 nucleotides long. The record is from the annotation of a GenBank genome assembly. Lineage: Eukaryota; Metazoa; Arthropoda; Insecta; Hemiptera; Aphididae.
AUGACGUCAGCUUCCAGCACAAGUGCCAGAUCCCUUUUUGGCGAUUCCAAAAAUUUGUUGAGUGAACGAGUAAAGUUAAACAUUAAUAAUAUGUCAUCAGUUAUCAAGCAAAUCCACAAAAGUUCCAAGAGUCAUGAAAUGUUAAAUCAAACGGUUAAAAGUCUCGCAUUGCUUGAAUCUAAUAUUGACCGUACUGAACAUAAUUUAAAUCAAUUGAGGAACGUUUCUACCAAUUUCAACCAACAAUACGGGGAAUUCAAAAGAUCCAUACAACUUAUUGAAGAAGUAAAGGAACAUGUACAAACUAUGCAAAGAUAA